AUGGAAGAUAACGAACACAUCCGGCUGGAUCGAAAUUUCCUAUAUGUGUUGAAGCCAGGUGAAUAUUUACAUGAUAUUGAAGAAUCAGAAACACUUGGUAGUUUCACACGCCGUGUGUGUUCCAUGACUGUUUAUGGUUUAUUCUUUGAUUACGCCACUGUUAUUUCCAAGGAUAUCAAAGAUCCAUCAAUUGUUUGUGAACAGCACGGAACGUUAAAUCGAUACAAGGAUAUUCGAUGUCUUGAUCAAACUAGAGUGAUAGUUCCGCAUGCAUCAGGCACACAUAAUUAUAUCAAUGCUAAUUAUGUGGAUGGAUUUCGGGAGGAGAAGAAAUUUAUUUUGACGCAAUCGCCAAUGGAAAGUACUGUGGAGUCAUUUUGGGCGAUGAUUUAUCAGGAGAAUGUGGUUGAAAUUGUUGCAAUGACCAGCUUGUAUUCAGCAGCCACAUUUCUGUAUGUUCCAAUUAAACGAGCAGCUACCGCAAUAUUCGGACCCUAUUCCAUCAAAUUUUGUGGAUCACAAUUAAUUCGGGAUGCCUAUGAAGCGUCUGUAUUAAAGUUGAAAAAGGGAGAUGGUCAGGAAAGGAAAAUUCUUCAUAUAUGCUUUUAUACAUGGCAUGAUAAAGGGACUCCAGAAAGACCAACUGAAAUGCUUUAUUUGGUGUCCGAUAUAAAUUAUAAUCGAAAGUUGUUCACUGAGGAAGCGGAAAAAAGCGGCUGGUUUAAAGGUGGACGUUCACCAAUCGUUGUACAUUGUUCGACGGGUGCAAGUAGAAGCGGAACACUGGCUGUUCUGGAUAUUUGUUGCCGUAAAAUGGAUUAUACCGAGAAACUACCUCAUGGUAAUGUAUUAGUAGACGUUCGGGAUACGGUACUUCGUGUCAGAACACAACGUGACAAAGCCGUUAUGAAGCCCGAGCAGUAUUUAUUGUUACAUUUACUCGUGAUUGAAUAUGCGUUACGCCAGAAAUACUACGAUGAUGUUGAUUUCAUUGACUUGUCAAACUAUACCAGUGCUACAUGAAGAUUGCCGAUCUGUUGCAGUUUUGCAUUACUGUGAAACUCUGGCAAUGCAACGUGAAAAUAAUGUAAUAAAUUAUCUAUUGUGC
Molecule: messenger RNA, 1108 nt
Organism: Loa loa (African eye worm)
Lineage: Eukaryota; Metazoa; Nematoda; Chromadorea; Rhabditida; Onchocercidae
Product: protein-tyrosine phosphatase
Exons: 5
Coding region: 1-1023 (340 amino acids)
Biological process (GO): protein dephosphorylation
Molecular function (GO): protein tyrosine phosphatase activity
Source: RefSeq, a predicted model, not a curated record